Lachancea mirantina is the source of this 957-nucleotide messenger RNA. NCBI's taxonomy places the organism in Eukaryota, Fungi, Ascomycota, Saccharomycetes, Saccharomycetales, Saccharomycetaceae. The record is from the annotation of a GenBank genome assembly.
AUGCUAGGUUCAAUAUUCAGGGACUAUCCUGAACCAUCGGAAAACGGAUAUUGGGGUCGUCCAACCUCGACGAUAGAUUGGUGUGAAGAAAACUACGUUGUUUCGCCGUUUGUGGCAGAAUGGUCCAAUACGAUAACCAACGGUCUGUUUGUGUUGCUGGCGGUUUUUGUCACGUAUUCUGCUAUACGCAAUAACCUGGAGAAGCGAUUUUGGUGGAUAGGGCUUGGAUUUGGCAUUGUUGGCGUUGGAUCCUGGUUUUUCCAUAUGACGCUUCUUUACGAAUUCCAGUUACUCGACGAACUACCAAUGAUCUACGCAACUUGUAUACCUACCUGGAGCAUCUUCUCGGAGGAAACAGAAGUUUUGCGCAAUUCGAAUCGGCCUGCGUCUAUCUCUAGACAACUGAUCGUUGGAGUCAUAGUUUUCAGUUCUGCUGCGAUUUUGACCGUAGUGUAUCUGAUCUCGCGCAAUCCAACAUUCCAUCAGACCGCGUACGCAAUUCUGAACGUAAUUGUUGUUGUUUCUGCCGGUGUGCUAGCAACAAAAUACGUCAAAGACCCGUUGGCCAAGCAGAACUUGGUGAACACAAUGGCGUUGAGUAUUUUCAUUUUUCUGAGCGGGUUUGCCAUGUGGCAACUCGAUAUCCAUCUAUGCUCCUUUUGGAUCUAUAUCCGCAGAUCUUUUCUGCGGUUACCCCUCGGUGUACUUCUAGAAUUGCAUGCAUGGUGGCAUUUGCUAACCGGUACCGGUGUCUAUUACUACAUCGUCCAUUUGGAAUACCUGCGAACUUUGACCCAUGGGCGCGCUAACGACUACACUUUGAUUUGGCGCUGGAGAGUGUUCCCAGAACUUAUUCUGAAUGGUAAAUCUAUCUCAACAAGCUACAGCUUGGAGCUUCUGGGCAACCUGGAACAGUCAAAUGUUCAAGAAGGCAAGCACCGUGUGAAAAAGGAGUGA